CACCACUGAGUGACCAGUGUCUUGUCUACGUACGUAUCGUACCGGUUUGUUUAGUUGCAACUUAUGCAUAAAAAAUAAUCAUAAACGUUUUGUAAGAGGAAAAUUUUCCUCCUAAUUCAUCAUGCCUCCGACAAUUCAGACGAAUCUCAAUGCGGAACGUGAUAAGAGACCCCAAAGGCCUGGAGAAAGACGGUCUGAGCUGGUCUGUCGGGUUAAGUAUUGCAAUACUUUGCCCGAUAUUCCAUUCGAUCCCAAGUUUAUAACUUAUCCAUUUGAUUCUACAAGGUUUAUUCAGUACAACCCAACAUCACUAGAGAGAAAUUAUAAAUAUGAAGUAUUGACAGAGCAUGAUUUAGGGGUCACAAUUGACUUGAUAAAUAAAGAUACAUAUUCAGGGGAACCUGGAGCUCAACUUGAUCCAGCUGAUGAGAAAUUGUUGGAAGAAGAUGUGCUUACCCCACAAGACUCAAAGAGAUCUCGUCAUCAUGCACGAAGUGUGUCCUGGUUACGAAGAACAGAGUAUAUCUCAACAGAACAAACCAGAUUUCAACCUCAGACAAUGGACAAAGUUGAAGCUAAGGUUGGUUACAGCAUAAAGAAAAAUUUCAAAGAUGAAACACUCUACAUGGAUCGUGACAGUCAGAUUAAAGCUAUUGAGAAAACUUUUGAAGAUUCAAAGAAAACAAUUGAAAAGCACUACAGCAAGCCAAAUGUUGUGCCUGUGGAAGUUUUGCCUGUAUAUCCCGACUUUAAGAUAUGGAAAUAUCCAUGUGCCCAAGUUAUCUUUGAUUCUGAUCCUGCUCCAACUGGGCGAUCUGUACCUGCUCAGAUAGAGGAAAUGUCACAAGCUAUGAUAAGAGGUGUGAUGGAUGAAAGUGGGGAACAAUUUGUUGCUUACUUCUUGCCUACGGAUGAAACAUUAGAAAAGCGACGUCUUGAUUUCUCACGUGGUAUGGAUUAUGAAGAUGAUGAGGAAUAUGAGUAUAAAAUGGCUCGUGAGUACAAUUGGAAUGUGAAAAGCAAAGCUUCGAAGGGUUAUGAAGAAAAUUACUUUUUGGUGAUGCGCCAGGAUGGCAUCUAUUAUAAUGAACUGGAAACAAGAGUACGAUUGAGUAAACGCAGACAAAAAGCUGGUCAGCAGCCGAACAAUACCAGGUUGGUAGUGAAACACCGGCCUCUCAAUGCCCCAGAGCAUCGAAUGCAACGGUACCGAGAGAAGCAGCUUGAACCUCCUGGUGAGGAAGAUGAGGAGGAGGAUGAAGAGGAAGAAGCUCCUCAGGCGAGUAAGUCGAAAGAUGAUGAAGCUAGUCAAAAGGAUGGUGAUGAGGAUGGAGAAGGUGAUGGGGAUGCUGAAAGAGAUGGUGAGGAAGAUGGAGAAGGAGAGGAUGCUGAAGAAGGUAGUGAAAAGGGCAGUGCAGAUGAAAAUGAAGGUGGGGAUAAGAGUGAAGAGGAAGGCAGUGGCAAGGAGAAAAGUGAUUCAGAGGAUGGUGGAAGUGUUAGUGAUGAACAGGGGCAGGAUGGUGAAGAGGCCGGUGAAGGUGAAGAAGGAGAAGGUGAAGCAGAAGCAGGAGAGGAAGGAGAAGGUGAAGGAGGAGGAGAAGGAGAAGGAGAGGGAGGAGGAGAAGGUGAUGGUGAAGGUGAAGCGGAUGAGGAAGGAGAUGCAAGUGGUGCAGAAGGUAGUGGUUCAGAUGGUUCUCGUAGUUCGUCACCUGCCAGUCGUCGCUCAAAGUCAGGGUCUCGUUCUCCUGCCUCAGGGAGUGGAGAUAACAGGAGUAGUGAAUCUGGUAGUGAAUCCAGUAGUGGUUCAGGAAGUGACUCUGACAAUGAGAAGGAUUGAAAUGGUUGUUACCAUGAUCCUUCUGUUUGCUCUUACCCUUUAGGGUAGUGGGCAUAGUUUGACAGAUCAAUUUGGAAUAUCUGUAUGUUUUUUUUGUUAAAAUUAAUGCAACAGUUCAUUGAUUAAGAGUUCCAGUUGCAGAAAUACUCGACAGAUGACUUGUAUAGUCACUGGUGUAUAUAAUGUACAAAUUUUUUAAAUAAAGUUUUUUUGACAGUUCUAAUUUUUAAAAUUGAUGAGGUGGGACUUUAAUUUGCUCGAAGAAAAGCCCUUUUUUGUAAGUUUUGUUACAUCAAACCUAAUUCUAAAGAAGUGAUGUAACAUAUCUUUGGACUGUUUUUCACAAGAUGACAUAAUUUGAUUAAAGAAAUUAUUGUGAAGAGUCAUUAGAGAAUAUUUAAAUUUGUAGAAUAUUCAUUGAAUAUAAAAUGUAUAAACCAGUGUGUUCUUAAUUUUUUGGUUAUCUUCUACCUUUGAUCAUUUAUAACUAGAUAAAUAAGUAUUUCUUGCAUAGUCAAAAGUGUUCAGAUAAAGCUUGUAUGUUUUGCCAACAGCAGUUAUUUGUUAUUUCAAGGAUCCUAAUUAGAAGUUUUGCCACAUUUACUUCUAUUAUUUGCAAUGAUACACAUGGAGCUUUCAUAAGACCAUGUUCCCCCCUAGUGCAAUUCAGAACCCUGCUACUCUUGACCUUGGAUCUUCACCACUCUGCUUCAAAUUGACAUUGAAAAACUAACAAAGGUGAAAUUUUGCUAAUUAUACUAACACCCCCUUGACAUAUCCUAUAAUUAAUCCAUCAGUUUCUGAUUGUACUUCUGCGCUUCAAGCAAUUUAAAAAAAAACAAAUAGAAAAGAGGCCCUUAUAGAAAAGGUAAAAUAACAACCAUGAAUUUGUGACAAAACAGGAUUAUUUUCAAUAACAGUUGACUGAAAAUUUUUAAAAACCUUAAAACAAAAAGGAGUAACUAGUCACCAAAAGGGACGUCUUUG
This is a messenger RNA of Gryllus bimaculatus (two-spotted cricket), 2824 nucleotides long. The record is from the annotation of a GenBank genome assembly. NCBI's taxonomy places the organism in Eukaryota, Metazoa, Arthropoda, Insecta, Orthoptera, Gryllidae.